AUGUCGAGGGGGCCGUCGUUGGCGCCGGCCAUCCUAGACGCAUUCUCAAAUCUCAAUGUGGCGCCGGCACGCCUGCGCCAGAUCUGCGAUCACGUGUUGAGCCAGCUUGGAUCGUACAGCCCAGAGUGCCUUCAGUCGUCAUCAAGUUUCUCAUGCAGCAAGGUGGCGCUGUUGUUGAGGGGAGUGGCAGAUGUUGCCGCAACUACCAUGGCCCAGCCGAUCACCGCCCUCGAUCUGCUUGUGCUUGUGCUGCUGCUUCACCACCAGAACGCCCACCGCCGCGGCGCGGAGACCACCGUCAUCAAGCUUGCAAGCACGGGCCGGCUCACCGCUGCCAUGGCUGCUGCCAUGUUUGCCAGACACACGCGCGCGUUCUUGAUGUGCUUCAAGUCGAUUGCACAGGAGGUGGACGCAGCCACGCCUGUGCUGCUGCUGUCGCUGGCCACAGACCACCCGAAGCUGCUGCACUCGUUUGCGCUCAUGUUGAACGGCAUCCUGGACUGUCUGAGCAACCUGCACUUCAUCCACAUCUGGCAGCUCUUCCGUGUCCUGACCACGCUCACGUUUGACCGCCAGCGCAUCCCCGCCGCAGGCCUCAUCGAUGACGAGAACGAGGAUGAGCUGAAACGCAUCGACACCAUCGCCGCCGCCACCGUCACCCACACCUGGCUCGCUCUUGCCAACGACGCAGGCAUCUCCAUCGACGGCGACCAUCUCUCCUCGCUUUUGCAGGUAUUGCAGCUCAUCUAUGUCGACAAGAGUACGAACGGGUGUGCCCCACACGCGGGGGAGAUGUACUCCAACUUCUCGCCUGAGUACACGCGCGCCCGCGAGGUGGGCAAGGACACGCACGUGGUCGUCAGCGAGAAGACGCUGGAGGCGCCGUUCGAGACGAAGCUGACGCUGCUGUCGGGAAUUGCCGCCGUGUUCGCGGGCAUGAUGCGCAGCAAGACCGUCGUGGAGCUUCUCGCACGAGGCCGCGUGCUUGCCACCUCGCCUGCACGGCAGGAGGUGGUCGGGGCCCUGGUGGCGCACAUUGGCACGGGGCAGGCACAGGAGGUGGACGCAGCCAUGCCUGUGCUGCUACUGUCGCUGGCCACAGACCACCCGAAGCUGCUGCACCCAUUUGCGCUCAUGCUGAACGGCAUCCUGGACUGCCUGAGCAACCUGCACUUCAUCCACAUCUGGCAGCUCUUCCGUGUCCUGACCACGCUCACGUUUGACCGCCAGCGCAUCCCCGCCGCAGGCCUCAUUGACCACGAGAAGGAGGAUGAGCUGAAACGCACCGGCACCAUCGCCGCCGCCACCGUCACCCGCACCUUGUUCGCUCUUGCCAACGACGCAGACAUCUCCAUCGACGACAACCAUCUCUCCUCGCUGUUGCAGGCAUUGCACUUCAUCUAUGUCGACAACACCAACAGCCAUCAAGAGCAAGCACAUCUAUCGGGAUGCGUGAACGGGGAUGGCGGACUCACCAUUGACCCACCGCCACCACAGCCGUUUGGCUUCAGGUCGCUCGCCGACCCCGGCAGGCACGUGUGGAGGCCGCCGGGAUCCCCAAGCGCACGUUCCAGCACAACAACACCCUCAACACGAUUGUGGUUUGAGCAGACGGACGGGACGCGCGCGCGCGAAGUGGGCAAGCACACGCUCGUGGUCGUCAACGAGAAGACGCUGCAGGCGUCAUGCGAGACGAAGCUGAAGCUGCUGUCGGGGAUUGCCGCCGUGUUUGCGGGCACAGUGCGCUGCAAGACCGACGUGGCAUUUCUCCGCACGUGCAGGGUUGCAGAAGCACGCUGCCGGGACGCGGACGUCUUCUUGUUCCUGAUGUCGCUGCAGCCCUUUGUAUGGUGGAACCUGUCGCUGGGGACGGACAACCUGAACCCGGAGGACGGAGACGGCGGCAGAGCGUGGGCCUGCAGCGACAACGUGCUGUUCCGCACGGUGGCGGACAACGAGGACAGGCUGGCGACCCAGCCCUCCCGACAGGCUGCUGUCCGCCGUGCACGCUGGGCAACUGAACCCGCUGUCGAUACCGCCGCACGUUCCCGUGCUGAUGGAACUACUUUUCCACCGGCCGCACCCUGGAGCUGA
Messenger RNA from Salpingoeca rosetta, 2094 nucleotides. RefSeq lists its product as uncharacterized. The record is from RefSeq and is a predicted model, not a curated record. Gene Ontology annotation, molecular function: DNA polymerase binding. Lineage: Eukaryota; Choanoflagellata; Craspedida; Salpingoecidae. Gene Ontology annotation, cellular component: nucleus; condensed chromosome. The transcript has 14 exons. Gene Ontology annotation, biological process: interstrand cross-link repair; double-strand break repair involved in meiotic recombination; homologous chromosome pairing at meiosis. The coding region runs from base 1 to 2094 and encodes 697 amino acids.